Penicillium samsonianum is the source of this 393-nucleotide messenger RNA. RefSeq names its product cytochrome b5-like heme/steroid binding domain-containing protein. The record is from RefSeq and is a predicted model, not a curated record. The coding region runs from base 1 to 393 and encodes 130 amino acids. The transcript is spliced from 3 exons. Gene Ontology annotation, cellular component: membrane; intracellular membrane-bounded organelle. NCBI's taxonomy places the organism in Eukaryota, Fungi, Ascomycota, Eurotiomycetes, Eurotiales, Aspergillaceae. Gene Ontology annotation, molecular function: heme binding.
AUGACAGUGAAUAACUUUAGCCUGGAGCAGAUAGCCCAGCACAAUACCCUAGAGGAUGCGUGGGUCAUCAUCCACGGGAAGGUCUACGAUGUCACGACCUAUCUUGAUGACCAUCCUGGGGGUCGGAAUGUUCUGACUGAGGUCGCUGGGACAGAUGCAACGGAUGACUUUGAUUACGUGGAUCAUUCGGAUGACGCCCUACGGAAAAUGGAAACCUUUCAAGUCGGAAUCCUCUCAGGCUGGACGAAGGUCUCGGCGGUAGACACCGAAACCCACCUUUGCCGAAUCGCUGCCGGUCAGCGCGAAACCAACAGCGUCGAAGCCAACACGACGCGGUCCCAUAUUCACCUGGGCACUGGUAUCCGUGUGUGGCUUGAUACUACUAGGAUAUGA